Capsaspora owczarzaki ATCC 30864 is the source of this 1566-nucleotide messenger RNA. RefSeq lists its product as hypothetical. The transcript is spliced from 7 exons. NCBI's taxonomy places the organism in Eukaryota, Filasterea, Ministeriida, Capsasporidae. The coding region runs from base 35 to 1465 and encodes 476 amino acids. Gene Ontology annotation, molecular function: protein binding. The record is from RefSeq and is a predicted model, not a curated record.
CCUCAGACUCGAACCAUUUUUUGUUGUUGUUUUCAUGUUGCGCACACGCGCUUAUGGCGGUGCCAGCUCCAGUAGUAGUAGCAGCAGCAGUGAUAGUAGCAGCAGUGAUAGUAGCUCGGAUGACGGGAGUGGCAGCGAUGACGAAGCUGCUCAGAUCGCCGACAAUCCCGCGCAACCCGCCGCUCCAGCUGCGCAGGCGCUCAUCUCGUCUUUGGCAGUCGAUGCAUCAUUGACACGCGAGGUGCUUGUGACCGAUCCUGUGGUCAUUCUGCCGCUGGCCGAGCUUGCGUUAGCUGUCGUCGCAGAGCAUGUGGAGCGAUACCGCUCGCUGGCAUUGCUCGGACCCGAUGUCGCGAACGCGCUCGUUAAAAUACUGGUAUCGCAAGGUCGAUUCAAUUUCCCCAUGAUUCGAUUGUUCCUCGCGCAAAAACUGUUUCUGACAAGCUUGGAUUUGGCACCAUGCGCAGCCGAAAUGAACGGAUACAUGCUCAAGACCGUCGCGCGAUUUGACACGCUGACUGUAUUACGACUGGAAGGAUGUCGAUUGUCUCAGGCUGAUGCUCGACCCUUGAAAAGUCUUGCUUCAACGUUGCAGCGUCUAGAGCUGGUCAACAUCAAGCAUGGAAAUGCGCUGUUGCAAGUCGUGGGUAGUCUGGUGAACUUGCGGGCGUUGCGAUUAGAGCAGCUGGCGGAAUUGACUGCCGCAGGUCUCGCUCUGCUUCCACCUCUGCAACGGGUGACCAACUUUGCGCUAGUUCAAUGCCCGUCAGUGGAGUACCUGCCUGUACCGUUGCUGCAAGCGUGGAAGCCACAACUGUCGCACUUGGAAUUGAGCGAAUGCGACACCUUGACCGCGGACGCCCUCCGAACGACGCUUAUGGCCUGGCCGAACAUUUCUGUGCUACGAUUGCAAAAGAUUGCUUCCCGGCUCCUACCCGCGUGCCAGUUGCUGAGCACAUUGCCGCGGCUCCGUAACCUGGACAUGUCAGGUUCCGAUGUCGCUCAUCUGACGCAGCCCUUCUCGGCUCUGGUGCACCUGACAGGCCUGGUUCUCCCAAACGCCGACGUGCAUGACGCAUGGGUCCAAAGUGUUCUUCCAGGCCUGAAAAGCCUACAGCACCUGUCGCUCUCCAACACAAAGAUCACUUCGACGAGUCUGCCCAUCAUUGCAAAACUCAAUCGGCUCAAUCAUCUGUCCAUUUCGACUACUUCGGUUGAAGGGGACGCAGAAGAAGUGCUCGAGUGCUUUGUUGCGCACCCAAACCUCGAGUAUUUGAAUGUCGAUCUGUGUAGCAUUGUUUGGAGCAGCUCUGAGGCCAUCGACCAAUGGAGGCAACGCGUGCCCCACCUUGCUACGUUCUUGACAACUCGCAACGACAUUGCCCCGGCCCCUGCACCGAAUCCAGCGCCUGCAAGGCCUAUGCGAGAAACACCACGCAAUGUACGACGAUCGCGUCGGCGAUGAUACACUUGAAGCACAUUUGACGAGAUUUAAAUUAAACGAAAUUCACACUUGAAACCGAAAAGAAAGAAAGAAAACAAACAAAUAAACAAAGACAAACAAAC